CAUUAAUUAAGACAAGGGGAACGCAAAAUUCGCUGAUGAUUAAACCCAGACGCGUUUUUCAAACACGAUUAAUCAUCUUCAUCUUUCUCCACAAUUGACUUAUCAAACAAGAUUACACCUCCCUAAGGUUUUAUGCAAAUGUAGUGCUAAUAAGCCAUCCCUCGAUUUCCCCCGCUUAUUUUCCGACCAAACCAAAACAUUCUCGAUUUCUUGUCCAUCCCAGAUCGAUCUCUUUGUUUUCAGAUAAUUUCCCUUGUCUGGAUUCGUUUCAUUGCAUCGCUUCUCUGUUCUGGGUCCCUUUGAAUUUUUGAUUUUUCUAUCACCCUUUUGAAAACCCGAUUUUUGUCUUGUGUAGUAUCUUCUGGCCUAUUGAUUCUUGUUGAGGAAGACCUUGAGUAGGUUUUUUUUUUUGCUUGUUCAAUCUGUAUUCGAAGUUUUAAAAUCACUGCAUGAUCGCGAGUCUUAGAUUAUAAGAGAUUUGACUUUCAGUUAUAGUGUCUAUGAUCAUUAGGAAUAUGAGAUCAGAUCAGAUCAAAGUUGUGUUCUUUUGAUCAGAUCUUGAUGUGGAGAGCUUGAAUGCGAUUCUGUAGUGUUAGUGUUUGGAUAAUAUAAGGUAGAGAGAUAUUUUGAUGGGUAAUGUUUGCGUUGGACCAAACAUUUCUGGCAAUGGUUUCUUGCAAACUGUCUCGGCUGCAAUGUGGCGACCACGGCUUGGAGCUGAGCAAGCUUCUUCUUCUUCUCAUGGUAAAGCAGAAUUUGCCAAACAAGCAGCUUCAGAACCAGCACCUGAUCAAGUCCAGAAUAAGCCCCCUGAGCCUAUCACGAUGCCAAACCCAAGGACCAAUCCUGAAACCAUAUCGAAACCUGGUCCAGAGAUCAAACCUGAAGAGACCAAGCAGAAGGUUCUUCCUGAUGAAAGCAAACAGAAAGCUCUUCCUGAAGAAACCAAGCAGGAAGUUCUUGUGCAGCCGAGGACAACAAAACCAGAAACAAAGUCUGAAUCCAAGCCGGAGACGACAAUACAAGAAACAAAGUCUGAAUCCAAGACGGAGGCGACAGUACCAGAAACAAAGUCUGAAUCCAAGCCGGAGGCGACAAUACCAGAAACAAAGUCUGAGUCCAAGCCGGAGGCGACAGUACCAGAAACAAAGUCUGAAUCCAAGCCGGAGACGAAACCUGAACCUAAGAAUCCUAAACAUAUGAGGAGAGUGUCCAGUGCAGGGGUUAGAACUGAGUCAGUGUUGCAGAGGAAAACUGAAAACUUUAAAGAGUUCUAUUCAUUAGGAAGGAAACUUGGACAAGGGCAAUUUGGGACAACGUUUUUAUGCCUUGAGAAAGGUACCGGGAACGAGUAUGCUUGCAAGUCGAUUUCCAAGAGGAAGCUUUUAACUGAUGAGGACGUUGAAGAUGUGAGAAGAGAGAUUCAGAUAAUGCAUCACUUGGCUGGUCAUCCAAAUGUUAUUUCCAUUAAAGGAGCUUAUGAGGAUGUUGUGGCGGUACAUCUUGUGAUGGAGUUGUGUUCUGGUGGCGAGCUUUUUGAUAGGAUUAUUCAGCGUGGACAUUACACAGAGAGGAAAGCUGCUGAGCUUGCGAGAACCAUUGUUGGGGUUUUAGAGGCUUGUCACUCUCUUGGUGUCAUGCAUCGAGACCUCAAGCCUGAGAAUUUUCUAUUUGUUAGUAAAGAGGAAGACUCUCUCUUGAAAACGAUUGACUUUGGACUUUCAAUGUUCUUUAAGCCAGAUGAGGUUUUUACAGAUGUUGUUGGUAGUCCGUAUUACGUAGCUCCAGAGGUUCUUAGAAAGCGUUAUGGUCCUGAAUCAGAUGUGUGGAGUGCUGGUGUGAUUGUUUACAUUUUGUUAAGCGGAGUUCCUCCUUUUUGGGCAGAAACCGAACAAGGUAUUUUCGAGCAGGUCCUUCAUGGUGAUCUUGACUUUUCAUCUGAUCCAUGGCCAAGCAUCUCUGAAAGCGCAAAAGACUUGGUCAGGAAAAUGCUUGUUCGCGACCCCAAGCGAAGACUAACCGCGCAUCAAGUAUUAUGUCAUCCAUGGGUACAAAUUGACGGUGUGGCUCCAGAUAAACCUUUGGACUCUGCUGUUCUUAGCCGUAUGAAGCAAUUUUCUGCAAUGAACAAGUUCAAGAAAAUGGCUCUAAGAGUCAUAGCCGAGAGCUUAUCUGAAGAAGAAAUAGCUGGUUUGAAAGAAAUGUUUAAGAUGAUUGACGCUGACAAUAGUGGUCAGAUAACUUUCGAAGAACUGAAAGCAGGACUAAAACGAGUUGGUGCCAAUCUCAAAGAGUCAGAAAUUCUUGAUCUAAUGCAAGCUGCUGAUGUGGACAAUAGCGGAACAAUAGACUACAAAGAGUUCAUAGCGGCCACAUUGCAUCUAAACAAAAUAGAGAGAGAGGACCAUUUGUUCGCUGCAUUCUCCUACUUUGACAAGGACGAGAGCGGCUUUAUCACCCCGGACGAGCUUCAACAAGCAUGCGAGGAGUUUGGUGUUGAAGAUGCUCGCAUAGAAGAAAUGAUGCGUGAUGUUGAUCAAGACAAGGACGGGAGAAUAGACUACAACGAGUUUGUGGCAAUGAUGCAGAAAGGAAGCAUAAUGGGAGGACCAGUGAAGAUGGGUUUAGAUAACAGCAUUAGCAUAUCUCUGAAACAUUAGUUGUCAGAUAUUACAACAAAAACAACAACAACAAUAGCUUCGUCUAUUAUUUUUAAUGAAUGAUGAUCAUUGAUUGUGUGUUUUCUUCUCAACAUUUUUGAUGAGACCAUUGUCAGUUAGACUGGUUUAGGUAAAUCUGUUUUUUUGUACUGUGUACUUCUAUGCAUAUACACAUAGUUUUUGCCUGUAA
Camelina sativa (false flax) is the source of this 2850-nucleotide messenger RNA. RefSeq names its product calcium-dependent protein kinase 2. Gene Ontology annotation, molecular function: calcium ion binding; ATP binding; protein kinase activity. NCBI's taxonomy places the organism in Eukaryota, Viridiplantae, Streptophyta, Magnoliopsida, Brassicales, Brassicaceae. Gene Ontology annotation, biological process: protein phosphorylation. The record is from RefSeq and is a predicted model, not a curated record.